Messenger RNA from Echinococcus granulosus, 588 nucleotides. Its product is annotated as Ankyrin repeat and sterile alpha motif domain-containing protein 1B. The coding region runs from base 1 to 588 and encodes 195 amino acids. NCBI's taxonomy places the organism in Eukaryota, Metazoa, Platyhelminthes, Cestoda, Cyclophyllidea, Taeniidae. The transcript is spliced from 4 exons. The record is from RefSeq and is a predicted model, not a curated record.
AUGCCAUUUGAGGCUGACAAGCUCUCGCGCGCUGCUUUUGUUCGAAAUAAAUUGGAAGUCCUCCAGCCUGUUAUGCUCUGCAUAUCGACAUCCGGAGUGAAAGUUUGUGAUCCCGAUUGCAAGACUGUUUACAUGGCCCAUGCCUUGCGCCGCAUUUCCUAUGCUACCUGCGAUCCGUAUUCUUCGAAGUUCGCUUUUUUGGCCCGCGAAGCGAAUAGUGAGACACCUUGCCAAUAUUGCCACAUCUUUGCUACAGAGACACAGUAUCAGGCAGAGGAGUUGAAUGCAAUCAUUGGCGAUGCAUUUAAAUUGGCCUACGCAAAGCAACGUCUUCCUCAGCAGCAGCAGGGGUCGGCGGAUAUCCAACUCCCGGCGCUCUCCAGUCUCCAUCCAGUGGAACUGUCGCUUCCAUUAGCUCCAGAACAGACUCUGGAAGAGUCCGCCACCCCCCCGCUCCAAAUUCCCCCACCACCUCCCACUAGUCCUCCAUCCCCGCCCCGUUUCUCAGCUAAUUCACCCCCUCUUACUUUGCAUGAGAGAGAAGGAGAGGGGGAGAGGCAGGGUGAGGAGCCCCACUGCAAUGGGUGA